This is a messenger RNA of Paramecium octaurelia, 284 nucleotides long. The record is from the annotation of a GenBank genome assembly. NCBI's taxonomy places the organism in Eukaryota, Ciliophora, Oligohymenophorea, Peniculida, Parameciidae.
CACAGUCUUACCAAGCUAGCAUCUCUAUUCUAUCUGUAGUACCAGUCAUUCAGUCACUUUAAACUCAUAUCGCUUCUUAUGCAGGCAGCAAAACUACUUUUUAUUUUAGGCGCUCACAUUGAAAUUACUAUUCAUCAAUAAUUAAGUAACCAUUGGUCAAUUUAAAGUAAUAUUGUGACAGGUAAACAUAAAACUUUACUUUUACAUGCACUUUAAGGAAAUGUAACCUGUAAAUAAAAUUCUAAGCUGCAAUAUAUCAGAAUUGUAUUGCUCGAGGAAUGAUU